UCCGAGGCGUGCGAUCAGCUUAAACGCUCGUGUGACAGGCAGCCCAGGCGCUGUUAGCCAGAUCGCUCGUCCCAGCUUCAGCGGUGGGGGAAAGAAAAGAACCUUGUUCAUCUUCAGCAGAAGAAUCGCUUGCAUCUAAGGAAGAAGGAAAAAAGAAGCAAAGAAGACUUUGGAAUUACGGCAACAAUAGUAGAGAGAACAAAAAAAAAUUUACAGAAGUUUAAGAAGCAUUAGUGGCCAGGGCGAGAAGAGAAAAAUAUAAAGAAGCCGGCUUAACUUUGCUGGUCCUUAACCAGGAAGAAACUUUUUUUUUGGGGGGGUGGGGGUAAUCCUGUUUCCUUUUCCUUUCUCACAGUGCUGUCUAAUAUAUAAGGGCUCGCCUUUGCAACUGAGGGCAGUCGUUUCACCCAACGUCCACUUACAAGUUUUUUUCAACUUUGGCUGUGAUUUUUUGUUUUACUGCGUUUUUUGAGAGGGGAGAAGAAAUAAUUUUUUUUGAGGGGGAAAAACAGUUUAAAACCGAUUAACGCCGAAAAGUGGUGGAAAUGGCCCCUUCGUGGAUGUACCUGGCGGUGAGAUUUUUGGGAGUUCUGCACCUUAUUAAUUUAUUGGCUCGGAGUGGUCGGGCUCUUGUGUGCUUGCCCUGCGAUGAAUCCAAAUGCGAGGAGCCAAGGAAUUGUUCGGGGAGUAUACUGAUGGGCUUCUGCGGCUGCUGCGCGACCUGUGCUAAGCAGCAGAACGAAACUUGUGGCGGCGUCUACGGAGUGUACGGCACUUGCGAUCUCGGCCUCCAUUGCGUUAUCAGACCUCCCUUCAGCGGCGGCUCCAUCACUGGCUACGAAGUUGGGAUCUGCCAAGAUGAGAACUGGGAGGACGACCAGCUUCUUGGAUUUGAGCCCUGCAAUAAAAACCUAGCAACAGGCUGCAAUAUUAUCAACGGCAAGUGUGAAUGCGAUGCCAUUCGGACCUGUAGUAACCCUUUCGGCUUUCCCGAUCGGGAAAGCUGCCUCUCGGCUCUGAAGCGGAUUGAAGAAGAGAAGCCAGAUUGCUCAAAGGCCCGGUGCGAGGUCCAGUUCUCUCCACGCUGCCCCGAGGACUCCAUCCUGAUCGAAGGCUAUGCCCCACCCGGCGAGUGUUGCCCACUGCCGAGCCGCUGCAUGUGUAACCCCGCCGACUGCUUGAGGAAGGUCUGCCAGCCCGGCUACCAAAGCAUCCUCGUUUCCAAGGCUUCGGGGAAGCCAGGGGAAUGCUGCGACCUUUACGAGUGCAAGAAAGUCUACAACGUGGACUGCAGCACAGUGGAGUGCCCCGCCAGUCAGCAGGUUGACUGCCCUCCCGACAGCCAGGAGACCCCGCCCCGACUGACCGCCGACGGCUGCUGCACUCUCCCGAUACGGUGUGAGUGUUUGCCGGGGAUCUGCCGCGUCCCUAAGUGUGAGCCUGGUACGAUGCCUCGGAUCGUCUCUCCCGGUGACGGCAUGCCGGGCAACUGCUGCGAUCGAUUCGAGUGCAUCAAUGAGACGAAGCCCACCUGCAUAUUCAACGGUGUGGAAUAUUAUGACGGCAACAUGUUCCGGAUGGAUGCCUGCCGAUUCUGCAGGUGCCAAGGGGGCGUCUCCAUUUGCUUCUCAGCUCAGUGUGGCGAGCUGCACUGUGACAGGUACUACGUGCCCGAAGGAGAGUGCUGCCCAGUCUGUGAAGAUCCGAUUUACCCGAUCCACAACCCCGCCGGCUGCUACGCAAAUGGACAGAUCCGGGCACACGGCGACCGCUGGCGAGAGGAUGACUGCACUUUCUGCCAGUGCGUGAACGGCGAGCCCCAUUGCAUGGCCACAGCCUGCGGACAGAGCUGCCUGAACCCAGUGAAGAUCCCCGGCGAGUGCUGCCCGGUCUGCGAGGAGCCGACAUAUAUCACCAUCGGGCCGCCAGUGUGCGAGCAGCUGAGAAACUGUACCCUGACAGAGAGGGACUGCAUCUACGGCUUCAAGCUCGACAACGGUGGAUGCCGGAAGUGCCAGUGCAAAACGAGAGAGGAGCUUUGUACAGGCCUGAUCUCGGGCUGCGGUUUGGAUUGUCCCUUUGGCCUGCAGACCGACGUACACGGCUGUGAGAUCUGCCAGUGCCGGGCGCGGCCAAAAAGAUGCAAACCUGUCGUGUGCGACAAGUACUGCCCGUUUGGAUACAUGAAGAACAAACAUGGCUGUGAUAUCUGUCGCUGCAAGAGGUGCCCUGAGCGUCCAUGUGACAAGUAUUGUCCAAUGGGCUUCGAGCAGGACAUAUAUGGCUGCCUUAUCUGCAAGUGCAGAGAUGUGCCCACCACCCUGGUUCCACCGGUGAAAGCCAGCUCCUGCCUCUCCAUGGACGGCCGGCGGCACGAGAGUGGCGAGAGCUGGCACGACGGCUGCCGGGAGUGUUACUGCAACGGAGGGCGCGAGAUGUGCGCGCUCAUCACCUGCUCCGUGCCCAACUGUGGAAACCCUGCCAUUCGUCCAGGACAGUGUUGCCCAACCUGCCCAGAGGACCUGGAGCUUUGGAAGCCAGAUCAAGGCGACUCGUCGAUCUGCCACGCGCCUGGCGGAGAGUAUUACGUGGAAGGAGAGACCUGGAACAUCGACUCUUGCACCCAGUGUACAUGCCACAGUGGCCGGGUGCUGUGCGACACGGAGGUCUGCCCUCCCAUCCUCUGCCAGAACCCCACCAGGACCCUGGAUUCCUGCUGCCCACAGUGCCCAGACGAGCCCCUUCAGCCGGCAGCACCCAGCAACAGGAGCAGACCCAGCUACUGCAAGAACGAGGAGGGCGACAUCUUCCUGGAGGCCGAGUCCUGGAAGCCGAACGUGUGCACCAGCUGCAUCUGCAUGGAGGGCAUCAUCAGCUGCUACUCGGAGUCCUGCCCGGCUGUCACCUGCCCCCGGCCUGUGCUGAGGAAGGGCCAGUGCUGUCCCUACUGCAUCGAGGAGACUAUCCCGAGCAAAGUGGUGUGUCACUUCAAUGAGAAGACGUACGCGGAUGAGGAGCGAUGGGACAUCGAUAGCUGCACCCACUGUUACUGCCUGCAAGGCCAGACCCUCUGCUCAACGGUCAGCUGCCCACCCCUCCCCUGCCUGGAGCCGGUCUACAUGGAGGGGAGCUGCUGCCCCGUGUGUCCAGACUUGUACCUACCGGAGCCGACCAAUAUUCCCAUUGAAAAGUUCGACCAGAGAGGAGAGAUUGAGGUGGAAGCGCCUUUCUGGCCGACUCCCAGCGGGAACGAAAUCCCUGCCCACCUCCGGGACGACGAGAACCUGCGUGUGAACGCCAUCAGUGGAGACUACCCGCGGUUCAGUGAAGAUUCUGCCAUGCACUCAGUGGCGUGGGUGGCGGUGCCCGUUAUGAUCGCCCUGAUUCUCGUCAUCGCCCUGCUGCUGGUGAACCAGAAGAAGCAGUGGAUUCCUGUGCCCUGCUACAGAGCCCCUACAAAGCCCUCGUGUCUGAACAACCAAUUGGUGUACGUGGACUGUAAGAAAGGAACCAUGGUUCAAGUAGAUAGUUCCCAGAGGAUGCUGAGAAUGGCGGAACCGGAUUCCAGACACAGUGGUUUCUACAGCAUGCCAAACACAAAGCAAAACAACUUGCAAGCGGACAGCUUCUAUCAGACGCACUGGAUCGUGUAAAGAUACUACCAGAGAUGAGGACAACCACAACAGGCUUUUCCCAUGAAGCUCCCAGCCUCUCUGGUGGCUUCCUAAGAGUUUCUGAAGGUGAACAUAGAAGACGUUUUGUUUGGACAGAGUUCCUGCUCGAUACCGAAAGAGGAAAGAGACUGGGUUUUUGUACUUACUGGUAUGCAGAUUAGAGACUGCUUCCGUGGAAGGAAGCUUCGUAAUUAUAUAUUACUCAAGCACCUUUUUUGAAACUGAGAAAAAGGAAAUUAUGCUUUGUGAAACAUUAGCAUUAUAGGAAUAUUUAUGUUAAUAUAUAUUAUGCUGAAACAAAAGUAUUUGUACAUAUAUAUAAUUUUCUAUGUUUUCCUGUUUAAUGUAUUUAUAUCCUAGAGAGAUUUUAUCCAGUUUUAAAAAAAAUUAGCUUAACAGGCAUUCCAUUUUAGUGCUUGGUGGCUCACAGGACUCGUGGAAGGAAAGAGCAUCUCAUUUUGCCUAAGAUUUUGUGCCUUUUUAAUGAUGCCUCAGCAUUAUUCUCACUCUUUCUGAUUUCAGCCUACAAAGGGCUUUAAAGAUCGCACAAUAGGUCUCGCAGUUAUCCAUAAUAUAAUCGGAGUGCUUGCCAGUCUUUAUUAUUCUUUUUGCUUUUUCUUACGUGCAGCCAUUGCAGUGUGGAUGAACUUGUGCAGCCUGUUGUCUGAUCCGUUAGGGAUAAAAUGCACUGGGCCAUCUCCCAUUAUAAACUGUGUGCUUUACUUUUGCUCCUCCAUUUUGUUUUCCUCUGCGGAGGUUUGUCGUCUUCCGGAUCCUCCUAAGAAGCUCCAGACUCUUUGACUUUAUCAAAGGAAAAUGUCCUAUCAGCUCAGUAAAGGGCUGCACGUCCUGAAGGGAUGAUCAGUCUGCAGGUCAAGAAGAUUGUUGAUUGAAUACCCUGGUCAUACUUGAGUUGCUCCCUCUUGGCACCAGUUGGAGGGACUUUACAAUUGGCCAAGUUGUCCAGAGGUUGGGGGAGCAUGAGGGCUUGUGAGGCAGGCAGAGUAUGGGGAUUCAGUCCUCUAGACUUCCUGCCUUUGGUCAUUUUCUUUACUGGACAGUGGACGUGCAUGGAAUCAGGGAGCCAGGUUUUGCUCAGAUGGUGCCUUUUCAGGCUCAAGGGGCCAUUACCCAAGCACCUGUGAAGAAUGGCCAUUGUGAAGCAAAUAUUAGUCAUGGACCACUGACCCAUCUCCCCUGUAGUGAGGGCAGUGGGAUUGGGAGGGCUGAGGAGGAAACGGCAACAAAUAUGAAUGUAGUUAAUCAGAUUGCCCAAGGUUGCAAGAUCAGCACUGAGUGAGUGCUAAUAAACUUGCUCCCUGCUCUGAAUUUGCUCUAGAUCCCUCAUCCAAUAGAUACACACCAACGUGCAGUAUCUUCAUGGUGUCCUCUUUUCACUUGUCAUCUCCAAUCACAAUGCCCUGACCUUUUCCAGCUCCACUUCCUAUGAUCCAUCCUGAUAAAGCUCUUGCCCCAACACCCAACCACCUAGCCAUGCAUCACCACCCUCCACCGUACAGUUCAACAGAUGCUUCUGCUACCAUUGAUUGAUCUACUUCUUCUCCCAGAUCUCACAAGGACACAAGGAGACAGGAGCAGGAGUCGGCCACCAGUUCCCUCAAGUCUGCACUAUGAUAUCAUGGCCGAACUACGCUGGCCUCAACUCUUCCUCUGCACCAGUUCCCCAUAACCCUUAAUUCUCCUAUAUUGCACAUAUUUAUCUAUCUCCAUCAUAAAUAAUGAUCUGGGCCCCAUCAUUCUCAGAGACAGAAAAUCUCAGAGGCUUACUACCCUCUGAGGGAUGAAAUUUCUAUUCACCUUAGCUUUAAGAGACUAGCCCCUUGUUUUUUAACGAUAUUCCUUUGUGAUGCUCCCACUAGUGAAAGCACCUAAACAAUCCCCCUUAUAUUUGAAUAAAGUUACCCUUCAAUCUUCUCAAAUCCAAGGAACACAGAACCAAAAUUGCCUAGCCUGUAUUGAUAAGACAACCCUUUCAUCCCAGAAAUUAAGCUGGAGAAUCUCCUUUGUACUUCCUCUAUUGCUAAUACAUUAUUUUUUUCUGUUAAGGGGACCAAAACUGAUCAUAGUAUUCCUGGUAUGGCCUCAUCAACACAAUUAUAACAAAAUCUCUUAAUUCUUAAACUGCAACCCUUCACAAUAAGCAUCACGCCGUUGACCUUCAUGACAGUCUUGUUGGGGCUUCCUGCCAGAUUACUGUGAUUCAUGCAACAAACACAUACAUAGAUCCCUCAGAAGUUGAUUUGUUUGCAGUCUCUCUCUGUUUAGAUAAUAAUCUGUCUUUUGAUUCCUUUCACUGAAGUGCAUGACCUCACACAUCCCCCAUAUUAAGCUCCAUUUGCCAGGUUUUCACCCACUCACCCAGUCUGGAUCUAUCCCAUUACAAAAACACAGUAAUCUCAUCACAAAAUGCCACUACACCUACCUUUGCAUCAUUUGCGAACAUGGAAAUCUUACUUUUCAUUUCAUCCUCCAUGUCAUUAAUGAAAAUAACUGUGGGCCAAAAACUGAUCACUCAAAUACUCCACUAAUUACAUCUCUCCAGUCCGAAAAGGAAUCAUUUAUUUCAACUGAAAAGUUUAACGUAAAUUUAUUCACAAAGUACAUAUGUCACAUUACAUAUAACUACAUCACAGUCAGUUUUUGAUCCACACUAACACAUUUCCUCCAAUAUCAUGGGCUCCUAAUUUAUGCACUAUUCUCUUGUGAAGUAAUUUGUCAAGUGACUUUUGGAAAUUUAGAUAUACUACAUCUACAUGUUCCCCCUGUCAACUCUCCAUAUCCCACCCUCAAAGAACUUGAGCAAAUUUGCCAAAUGUAAUUUGCCUUUCAUAAAAAUAUGUUGAUUAUGUCUGCAUAUUUUCAGCUUUCUUAAGUAAUUCAUUAUUUCUUCUUUGAUUCACGUUGGGAGCAACAGAUGUUAAGCUAACUAGCCUCACCUUCUAUCUUCCCCCUGUUUUUGAACAAGGAAGUUAUAUCGGCUAUUUUCAAUCCUCUGGUACCCAUUUGGAAUUUAGUAACUUUUAUAAACUUCUACCAAUAGGCACACUAUUCCUGCAGUCACUUCCUUUUAAACUUCUGGGUGCCAUUGACUUGUCCAGCUUUAGCCAGUGAGUUUCCUUAAUACUUUAUCCCUUGUAAUGGGAAUUUUGCAAGUUCCACCCUGUUAUUUCAAAGUAGCCCAUCUGUUAUCUUGGGGAUGUUUGCAGUACCCACCAUGGCAGAGGCAGAGGCAAAACAAUUGUUUUGGCAUACUUGCCAUUUUUUGUUUCCUAUAAUUAAUUCACCAGCCUCUUUCUCGGGAGAUCCCACACCUACACUAGCCACCUUCUUCCUAGUUAUCUAUCCAGAGAAACUCUUAACUGUUUUAAUAUUACAUGCAAGGUUUCCUUCUAAAGUCAAUUUCCUUACAUCUAAUGAGCUUUGCUAGUUUGUUGGAUACUAAAAAAGAUCCCGCCAAGCCUGAUCACUUUCUAUGCCCUACUUUUCAAUUUAACGUUCUCCUUGACCUGACAAUGUCACAGACUGUGCCUCUUUCUCAUGGAAAUCCUCUUUCUUAUUGGAAUAAGUUCUUGCCCAUGGACCAACUGUCUGAAUAUCAGCCACUGUAGAUCAACUGGUCUGUUCUCAUACUGUAACUUCCCAGACCAACCUAGACAAUGCCAGUUCCAUAUCAUUGUUUACCCCUAUUUACAAUGACAUCAGUGGUUUUGGUCCAUCCUCAAACUGUAUCUGAAUUCUGGAGUUUUGUGGUCACUACCUCCUCGAGGAUCCUUAUUCGCCAGAUCCUUCCUCAUUUGUCAUGACCAGAUCUAAAAUAUCUUGAUGUUUUCAUCCUCCACUUGAAGCCCUUGUCCCUGAUAAAUUCUUGCAACCUGUACGUUCCCCUAGGCACAUCCUCCACCCACAUGUGCUCCACUUCCAAAAGAUACCUGUCAAUUAAUUGGCCUUCAGUCAGGAGGUCUGACUGAAUCAGGUGAACAGGUGUCCUCCCCUGCCGAAUCUACUCCCAGUUCCAGGAUCACCUUGAAGAUCAAAUAUAGCUGUCCCAUCCUGAAGUUUUUUCAUCAGUAAACUGUCUCCAUGAACUCCAUUCAUCCCAACAGCAUAUAUAAUGUAAUACACACAGAAUGCUGGAGGAACCCAGCAGGGUGGGUAGCAUCCAUGGAAAUGAACAGGCAGUCAUAUAUAUAUAUAAGGUGAUAGACUUCCAUUGUCCAUACGAUCAGGGCUAUCUCUUCAUUCUGGUCUUUUGUGCUUUCCCUCGUUCCACAUGCCGGGCUCUUCCCUGAACUUGCUCUUCCUUUGAGUUGCCUAUUUUUCCAUGCAUGCUCCUAACUUGCAGCUCCUGUGCUCUCUCAGCUUUUUUGCUUCCCACACAAAUCCCAUGUUAACUUGGUAAAGGCGUUCCCUUUCAUCCUGUUUUCUUCCCCACUUUUCGCAGCUGUCAGAGGCAUUCAAUUCAAAACAACCCGCGAUGCCUCCUGUUCCUUAGCACAAGGACCCUCCUCAUUUUCUUCCGAAUUCUCCAGUCCCACGUUUCAGUUUCCCAAAUCAGGUCUUGUUUUCAUUUACAUACUCCCUGCCAAAACCAUAAGACUUACAUGCAGAAUUAGGAGAUCUGGCCCAUUGAGUCUGCUCCAUCAUUCAAUCAUGGCUGAUUUAUUUUCCCUCUUGGCCCUGGCCCCCUAUCUUCUCCCCAUAACCUUUGAUACCCUUACUAAUCUAGAACCUAUCAACCUCCACUUUAAGUAUACCCAAUGACCUGGCUGUGGCAAAGAAUUCCACAGGUAUACCACCCCCUCUAUAAAGAAAUGCCUCCUCAAAUACUUGCCUUCUCUUCCAAAAAUAGCUGGAGGCUGCAUCCUACCACUCAUUCUCCAAACACAAGAGCUCCCUUCCAAUACGUCUUCAGCACUUUCCCCUCCUUAAAGCUGAUCUCUCUGACCAAACUUUAGCUCACUUUCCCUUGGCGCAGCAUCGGUUGUGCCCUGGGGACCUCACUGCAGUACUGGGGUAGAUGCAGUUGUCAGUAGGUGGGGAUGGCGGCAGAGGUGGAUUCUCUCCCAUGCAGUUCGUAUGAUGGGUAAUCGUUGAAAACCUCCAGAUGACAUCAAAGGCAUCGCAAUGACAGAAUGUCUGGAAAGCUGGAGGGAGAAACGAGAACAAAGAUGAUCCGCCUCCUGUUGCUGAAGAGAUACUGACAAAAUAACUAUUGGAAUGCUGGCAUUGAUAAGCUGGACUUUUUCUUUGUAGUGAGUCUCUUAGUCGUUAAAACUUACUAAAUAUAUUAAAAAAAAGACAGGUCUUGGCACUUUUGUACUAAUUACCCCCUCUUUGUGUAAUAACGUUUUUAAAGUGCUUUCACGAGGGAAUCCAUUACCCAUUUUGCUUUAAUGUGAAGACAUUUGUACUUUUUUUUCGUAGUAGAAUUCCCAAGUAUUGUUGUAGAUACUUGGGGUCAGAGCUUGUUAAACUUUUAGGCUGAAAAAAAAUCUAAUUUAUUGUUUGCCCUAAUUUAUUAAUCUGGAGAUUAAUGAAAAGUUAGAACAUUUCAAGAUGUACGUUUUUUUUUUGCAUUAUUUGAACGGGAGGAAAAGGAAGGUGAUCUGGUUUAACUAAGGGUUGAGCUUUUCCUAUCAAUGUGGCUUUUUCUUUUCAUUUUUGCCUGAGAGUUACUUCCCGAGACCUUAGCUGCUGUCUCUUGCUCACCUCCUCCUCCCUACCCUUCCCAAUCCUUGUGCACAGGAAUUACGUUGUUCCUGUUUGGCUCAGAAGAGAUACGUUCUGUCAAGACCGAUUGCUCUAUGCUUUCCCAACCAAAAGACUUUUAAGUUGAGAAGUGUUUUUUUUUUAAACAGAUAUCAUUCACUGCUUGUUUUUAUUUUGUGAUUGUGGUUGUAUUCCGGUGAGAAAAAAAAGGAACAGAGAGGAUACAGGACAAGAUGCUGUUUUCAAAAUGAAAAAAAAAAUAGGUGAGAAGGGGAAAAACAAGAUGCCUGCCCACUACGUCCUGUAUCUGACAUUCUUGUACUUUGGUUACUGUUGUGCUAAUGUAAAAUAAUGCAAAAUAUUUCUAAAAUAGAUGCGUAUGUGGCACUUGGAGUGCACUGCAGUUCUGCAGUUUGCUUGUUUACUUUUUUUUUAAAUGUAAGGCAUUUUUUUUCGUGUACAUUUGCUCUUGACAGCACAAUAAACAAUGUUAAACCCCA
This is a messenger RNA of Mobula hypostoma (lesser devil ray), 9904 nucleotides long. RefSeq names its product cysteine rich transmembrane BMP regulator 1 (chordin-like) (gene crim1). Gene Ontology annotation, cellular component: plasma membrane; extracellular region. The record is from RefSeq and is a predicted model, not a curated record. NCBI's taxonomy places the organism in Eukaryota, Metazoa, Chordata, Chondrichthyes, Myliobatiformes, Myliobatidae. The transcript is spliced from 18 exons. The coding region runs from base 546 to 3653 and encodes 1035 amino acids. Gene Ontology annotation, molecular function: serine-type endopeptidase inhibitor activity; protein binding.